UUUGCGCAGUCCGGUGACUCUCCAGUCAGUUCACGGCUUUACGCGUCGCGCACAUUUGUUAGCCUCAGUGUAUGAUUUGAGUUGAUCUGAUGUCUUUUUCCUAACCAUGUCUAUCUACAACCAGAUCCUCGAAAACAAACUGAAGGAGCUGGCGAAGGGAGGAUCGGCGGUCGCCAAGCAGGAGCUCUUGAUCCAGCAAAAGAAGCGCGAGAUAGAAGCGAAGCUUGCGCAGAAAGCGCAGCAGCAGUCAGCUAGCGUAAGCCUAAAGGCUAAAGCCCGUCCGAAAACUCAGACCCCGACAGCGCAGAAAUCGAGGUUUGACACGCCUUCUUCCGAGGCAGCGCAAGCAAAGGUCAACAGUUUCAAGAAUGACGGCAGUUUUCUGGAGCAAUUUCGGCGAAUGCAAGGUCUAAAAGCUGGUGGAGUCCAGUUUAAAGCAGAAGCUUCGCAAGAUUCAAGUAGUUCUUCGCAACAGGAGACUACAGGUGGUCAGCCACCAAAGACAGAAGAACCGCCAAAAAAUGUCGGCGCCGGAACAUCGCAGCCAACUGGCCUCGUCAUCAAACUUCAGGCACCGCAGCCAACCAAAACUCUCCUACCAUCAGCGGUGGCAGCAAAAUUGAAAGGUGAUGAUGAUGAUGACGACGAAGAGGAGGCUGCACCUCUGAAAGUUUCUUCUCCAGAAGGCAAGGCCGUCCAGGGAGCCAUUGAGCGGGUAGCCAUCUGUGUGGCCAUCAACGGACGGUCUGCGGAGGAGGCUGCCAGGGUGGCCCACGUCGACGACCCGGCCUACGAAUUUCUACGGAACAAGGAUGGGGAGGAGUACCACCGUUUUCAGGAGCGUGUCCAGGCCCUCUCGGCAGCCAAGCUGCGAGCUGAGGAGUCGGGUGCUUUGCCUCCCUCUAGCCGCAUCGAUGCAAAGUUCCAGCAGCAGAAUCAACGGCAGGGUGCUACAAACGAGACUGGACGGAAAAGGAAACGCCAUAGCAGGUGGGACCCGCCGUCUGACAGUUCGUCAGACUACAUGGACUUCGAUGCACCUAAUGAAGUGCCAGAGUUUGUUAAAUCUGAUCCUGGUUUAAUUGUUUAUGCAAAGCAGGUCUUCAAUUCUACGGACUUGACAUUCGACCAGUGGAAACAGCUUGAAGAUCAGCGCAAAAUGCGAGCAUUGGUCGAGAUGAUGCAAGCCAAAAAGAGAGCCGAUGAGGCCCGAGCUCGAGCUGGUAAAGUAAAGUACGAGUAUGACUCAGAUGAGGAGACAGACGGCGGCACCUGGGAGCACAAGAAGCGAGCCAUGGAGAUGGAAAAGACACGAGCCUGGGCUGAUGAACUGACACUUUUGGGCAAGGGCAAGCACCACAUUGGCGACUUCCUGCCCCCUGAAGAGCUGGAGAAGUUCAUGGAAAAGUAUGAUGCCCUAAAGGAAGGCCGCACGCCCGACCUUUCUGACUACAAAGAGCACAAGCUGACUGAGGAUAAUGUUGGAUACCAGAUGCUCCAGAAGUUAGGAUGGACAGAAGGCCAGGGCCUGGGUGCUGAUGGCGGCGGAAUCGUUGCACCUGUCAACAAGGGCCUGCAGCCCGUUGAAAACGCUGGUCUGGGUCAAGGUCGGCCUGACGAUGUCAAGGCUGGCGACGAUGAGUACGAGGCAUACCGGAAGCGGAUGAUGCUGGCCUACCGGUUCCGUCCAAACCCUUUGAAUAACCCAAGGCGACCAUACUAUUGAUAGUUCAACUCCAGCACAUUACAGGCCAUGGUUUGUUCUUGUACAUACUUUCAAGCUCUGCCCAAAUAAAGGUGUCCUGCUCACAGUU
This is a messenger RNA of Rhipicephalus microplus (southern cattle tick), 1814 nucleotides long. RefSeq names its product SURP and G-patch domain-containing protein 1. Gene Ontology annotation, cellular component: nucleoplasm. Gene Ontology annotation, molecular function: RNA binding. Lineage: Eukaryota; Metazoa; Arthropoda; Arachnida; Ixodida; Ixodidae. Gene Ontology annotation, biological process: RNA processing. The record is from RefSeq and is a predicted model, not a curated record.